Mesocestoides corti is the source of this 291-nucleotide messenger RNA. The record is from the annotation of a GenBank genome assembly. Lineage: Eukaryota; Metazoa; Platyhelminthes; Cestoda; Cyclophyllidea; Mesocestoididae.
AUGUGCCUGCCUGGUGCCACUGACGCGAAAUUGGACGGAUUUGGUCCUAUUUACCCACCAAGGGCGUGUCCCCAACAGAGCCGCGUUGCUAGGUCACUAAUUGACCAACUCCCAAGAGUCCGUUCUUGCUAUUCCUUCCAGCAAUAUGACCAGUCAAACGCUUCGGGAUUGAGCAUGCGAAUGGUCCCAAAGACCCUCCUUUGGGCACAGCUGCUUCUGACAAGGGGCGAAGAUCGAACACGAGAAGCCCACUACACGGCUGAUCAGUUCUUCUACGAGGUCGAAACCUAG